This is a messenger RNA of Ilex paraguariensis (yerba mate), 4216 nucleotides long. Lineage: Eukaryota; Viridiplantae; Streptophyta; Magnoliopsida; Aquifoliales; Aquifoliaceae. The record is from the annotation of a GenBank genome assembly.
AUGGGGAUUGAGAUGGAAUCGGCGCCGAUGACGACCGACGAGUUUAUGGACGCCGGCGCCGAGUCAACUCUUGACAGAUCUAGAGCUCCGAGGCUAUUCAUUAAAGAGAUGGUUAUGAGGAACUUCAAAUCAUACGCGGGCGAACAACGCGUUGGCCCCUUUCACAAGAGUUUUUCAGCAGUGGUUGGUCCUAAUGGUAGUGGGAAGAGCAAUGUGAUUGAUGCUAUGCUAUUCGUGUUUGGAAAAAGAGCCAAACAGAUGCGUCUCAACAAGGUGUCAGAGCUAAUUCACAAUUCCACUAAUCACCAGAAUUUAGACAGUGCUGGUGUGUCUGUUCACUUUCAGGAGAUCAUUGAUUUGGAUGAUGGGACAUAUGAAGCUGUUCCGGGAAGUGAUUUUGUAAUAACCCGUGUUGCAUUUCGAGAUAAUUCCUCCAAGUACUUUAUUAAUGACCGCACGAGUAAUUUUACUGACGUUACAACAAAAUUGAAAGGAAAAGGAGUGGACUUGGACAAUAACCGUUUUUUGAUUCUUCAGGGUGAGGUGGAGCAGAUUUCACUGAUGAAGCCAAAGGCUCAAGGUCCCCAUGAUGAAGGUUUUCUUGAAUAUCUCGAGGAUAUAAUUGGAACUAACAAAUAUGUGGAGAAGAUUGACGAAUCAUAUAAGCAGCUAGAAGCCCUUAAUGAGAGAAGGUCUGGGGUAGUGCAGAUGGUUAAGUUGGCAGAAAAAGAAAGAGAGAGCUUGGAGGAUGUGAAAAAUGAAGCUGAAGCCUACAUGCUUAAGGAGUUGUCACUGUUGAAAUGGCAAGAGAAAGCCACAAAAUUGGCUUCUGAAGACAACUCCGCUAAAAUGGUGGAAUUGCAAGCUAAUGUGUCCAGCCUAGAAGAAAAUCUGAAAAAUGAAAGGGAGAAGAUUCGAGAUAAUAAAGAAACAUUGAAGGAGCUUGAGAGUUUGCACAUGAAGUAUAUGAAGAAACAAGAGGAACUUGAUAGCGGACUUAGGUGUUGCAAGGAUGAAUUCAAGGAGUUUGAAAGACAGGAUGUUAAAUACCGUGAAGAUUUAAAGCACAUGAAGCAAAAAAUCAAGAAACUCGAUGAGAAAGUUGACAAGGAUUCAACAAAAAUUACUGACAUAACAAAGGAGUGCGAGGAGUCAACAAAUCUCAUACCCCAACUGGAGGAAGACAUUCCCAAAUUGCAAAAACUCUUUCUUGAGGAAGAGAAAGUCUUAGAGGAAAUUAAGGAGAACUCCAAAGUGGAAACCGAGAUGUUCCGUGGUGAGCUAGCAAAGGUUCGUGCUGAACUAGAACCUUGGGAAAAACUAUUGAUUGAGCACAAUGGAAAACUUGAAGUUACGUCUACCGAAAGAAAACUUUUAAAUGAGAAGCUUGAAGCUGCCUGUGCUGCUUAUGAUGAUGCUCAAAAGAAGAUGUCUGACAUACAGAUGAGAAUUGAAACAAAGACUUCAAGUUUAAAAAAUAUUCAAAAUGAAUUAGCGAAAAGCAAACUUGAAGCAGUGGAAACUUGCAAACUAGAACAAGAGUUUCUCAAAGAACAAGAAAAGCUGAUUCCUCUUGAACAAGCUGCAAGACAAAAGGUUACCGAGCUUGUGUCUGUUAUGGAAUCUGAAAAGAGUCAGGGAUCUGUCUUAAAAGCACUACUGCAAGCUAAAGACUCAAACAUCAUAGAGGGGAUUUAUGGUCGAAUGGGUGAUUUAGGCGCUAUUGAUGCAAAAUAUGAUGUUGCCAUAUCAACAGCAUGCCCUGGACUUGAUUAUAUUGUCGUGGAAACACCUGCUGCAGCACAAGCUUGCGUGGAGUUACUUCGCAGUAAAAACCUUGGUGUUGCAACUUUCAUGAUUUUGGAAAAACAAGUUGAUCAUUUGCCUAGAUUGAGGGAAAAAGUUAGCACCCCAGAAGGUGUUCCACGCCUGUUUGAUUUGAUUAAAGUCCAAGAUGAUAAAAUGAAGCUUGCUUUCUUUGCAGCAUUGGGGAACACUGUGGUAGCUAAAGACAUUGAUCAGGCAACCCGUAUUGCAUAUAGUACAAGUAAAGAAUUUCGGCGUGUAGUCACACUUGAUGGUGCGCUUUUUGAAAAAUCUGGUACUAUGAGUGGUGGGGGAAGUAAGCCACGUGGUGGUAAGAUGGGGACAUCUAUCCGAGCUUCCAGCAUUUCUGCAGAGGCCGUUGCUAGUGCUGAAAAUGAGCUUUCUGUGAUGAUUGAAAAGUUAAGUAAUACUCGCCAAAGAAUUGCUGAUGCUGUGCGGCAUUACCAGGCUGCAGAAAAAGCAAUUUCCCACAUGGAGAUGGAAUUAGCGAAAAGCCAAAAAGAGAUUGACAGUUUGACAUCACAAUACGGUGAUCUUGAAAAACAACUUGAUUCCCUGAAGGCUGCGUCAGAGCCCCGGAAGGAGGAGUUGGAUAGACUGGCGGAACUCAGGAAAAUUGUAGCCAUAGAAGAAAAGGAGAUCGACAGGCUUACACAAGGUUCGAGGCAGCUUAAGGAGAAGGCUUUAGAGCUUCAGAGUAGGAUAGAGACUGCAGGCGGGGAAAGGUUAAAAGCCCAAAAGUUGAAGGUUAACAAGAUUCAGUCGGACAUUGAUAAAAGCAGCACGGAAGUCAACCGUUGCAGAGUUCAAAUAGAAACAGGUCAUAAAACAAUCAAGAAAUUAACGAAGGCAAUUGAGGAAUCAAAGAAGGAGAGAGAGCGACUGCUUAUAGAGAAGGAGAAUUUACUCUCUACCUUCAAAGAGAUCGAACAAAAGGCAUUUACAGUUCAGGAGAACUAUAAAAAAACACAGGAGUUAAUCGACCAACACAAAGAUGUGCUGGAUAGAGCAAAGCGUGACUAUGAACAACUGAAGAAAACUGUUGAUGAACUGCGGGCAUCUGAGGUUGAUGCUGACUACAAGUUACAAGAUAUGAAAAAGGUAUCCAAGGAGUUGGAAAUGAAGGAGAAAGGUUACAAGAAAAAGCUUGAUGAUUUGCAUAUUGCUCUCUUGAAGCAUAUGGAGCAGAUUCGGAAAGACUUAGUGGACCCUGAAAAGCUUCAAGCAACACUGGCAGCUGAAACUCUUGCUGAGGCAUGUGAUCUUAAAAGGGCCCUUGAAAUGGUGGCUCUGGUUGAAGCACAACUGAAAGAGAUGAACCCAAAUCUUGAUUCCAUCUCAGAAUACCAAAAGAAAGUGUCCUUGUACAAUGAACGGGUAGAGGAUCUCAAUGCAACAACUCAGCAACGUGAUGAUGUAAAGAAGCAAUACGAUGAAUGGAGAAAGAGAAGGUUAGAUGAGUUCAUGGCAGGAUUUAACACAAUAUCUUUGAAGCUGAAGGAAAUGUAUCAGAUGAUCACACUUGGAGGAGAUGCAGAACUUGAGCUGGUGGACUCUUUGGAUCCUUUCUCUGAAGGUGUUGUUUUCAGUGUUAGGCCACCUAAGAAGAGCUGGAAGAAUAUUGCCAAUUUAUCUGGUGGUGAAAAGACUCUCAGCUCAUUAUCACUUGUUUUUGCACUCCACCACUACAAACCCACACCGCUUUAUGUAAUGGAUGAGAUUGAUGCUGCUCUGGGUAUAUUUAUUUACUGUAAAACAUAUCUUUUUGCCAAAAAGAUUCCAUUCUUUACCGCAUGUUUAUAUCAUUAAUCUUCACUUGUUUGUCUGGUUUACGUGUUCUGACAGAUUUUAAAAAUGUUUCCAUUGUGGGGCACUAUGUGAAAGACCGUACAAAGGAUGCACAGUUUAUCAUCAUAAGCCUUAGAAACAAUAUGUUUGAGUUGGCAGAUCGACUUGUUGGAAUUUAUAAAACUGAUAAUUGCACCAAGAGCAUUACUAUCAACCCAGGGAGUUUUGUGGUUUGCCAAAAAGCUUCUUAAUGGGGGCCUUUCAAGCAUUGUAAGUUCAGUUCAAUGUCAUAAUUAUCUACUUGUCAGAAUUUGCCUGCAGAUUGUGAAUGUCAAUUGGAUGCUUAUUGACAUAUAUAAUCAGAUGUAUGUAUAUUGUUUUUUAAAAUCUUCUUCACAAUUAUUGCGAUGUAUAUAAUUGAGAGUAUUGCAUUGUCGUUCAAUUGGCCAAACUGUCGGAUAAGGAUUAAUAUGUUUCAGUUGUGCCUUUUCUCUGUGCUCGAGAAAAUAUUGGCUACCUCUGUUGUGCUGUGAAGUUGAAUUGAGAAUGCACGAUUUUGUGUCAACAUUGUUAAGAAUCUGUACUAUUUUAUUUAUCUGAG